CGUAGUUCUCUGAAGAAGUGACUUUGUACUUCAUAAUUCCAAUAAUAACAAAUCUUUUGAUUGUUUAUAUUCAUGAAAAAUGACGUCAAUCAACAGUUUUGGGAUUCUCCCAUCAAUUUCUCCUGGAGUUGCCCAUCAUUGCUUCAGGUGUUCUAAUCACCACUAUUGUGAUUUUGUUGGGAUUACGAUGGUGGAGCCACGAAUUUUGGAGAGAGAAAUCAAGAAUUGUGGAAUUCGCUAUGACUUUACCUGGACCUGCGCGACUACCGAUUUUCGGAAAUAUCUUGUUAUUAUGGGAAACUGAUAAAACUGUAAAUACUCUCACGAGAAUUGGCCAGCAGAUACACUCUAGACUCUACCAAUUUUGGUUGGGGCCCAGUGUCGUCAAGAUCAUCGUCAUCCCAAAGAUCUUGAGAUCGCAUUAAUGUCCACAAAGGCUGCGGACAAGGAUGAUGUUUAUAAAUUUAUGCAGCCGGCUGUGAUAAACGGCCUCAUUAAUGCACCAGCCUCUUUAUAUUACCGAACCCACAAGAAUUUGAUGAUGCCACAGAUAAAUGGAAAUACUGUGAUGGGAAAAUAUAUUGGAAUAUUUAAUCACUAGUCACGUGUGCUUGUAAAGCUGAUGCAGAAGAAGGUAGACACUGGAGAGUUUGAUAUCCACGAUCAUCUCAAUUUUUGCUUGGGUGACAUUGUUUUUGAAUCAUUAUUUGGAAUUCCGGCAACUGCCCAAUUGGGAGAGCCCAGUAUCUUCCUCUUGCUGACUCAAACGUGUUUACAUUCAGUAUAUUAUAGAAUGAUGAGACCCUGGUUGGCCCCAAAUAUAUUGUUUCGCCUGACUCAACGGGGGAGGGAGUAUUUCAAGAUUGUAAAAGAAGCUCAUAACUAUUUGGACAAUAUGAUUGCUGAUAAACAACAACAUUACAAGAGCCGAAGUCCAGAAGAAACAGCGAGACUCUCGCUCUUGGAUUUUCUGAUAGACCACAAAAUGAAAAAUAAAGACUGGACGAACGAGGAACUUCGCUACGAAAUGAUUACUAUUUUUGUCGCCUCGUACGAGACGAUGACGGGAAUAGCCUGUUUUGCGUUACUGAUGAUGGCGAUGCAUCCGGAAGUUCAAGAAAAAGCGAGAGAAGAGGUUACAAAUGUAAUGUCGGGUGAUGACAUUUCCGAUACCGAAAUAGCAAAUUUGAAAUAUCUGGAUAUGAUCAUUAGAGAGACCAUUAGACUUUUUCCAGUCGCACCGUUGAUGCCCCGGAAGGUCAACGCCGAUUUGAAACUAAGUUCCUGCACCGCACCGAAGGGCACAUCUCUAUUCCUUCUUCCUUACGCAACCCACAUGGAUCCAGAAUUCUGGGACAAACCGAAGAAAUUCAUCCCCGAGCGAUUCACCCCAGAAAAUUCAAAGGACCGUCAUGCCUAUGCAUACAUCCCCUUCAGUGGAGGUAUGAGAAGCUGCCCUGGCUCGAAAUUUGGCAUAGUCUGCAUCAAGGUAGUCCUGGCACAUGUCCUGAAGAAUUAUCACUUGAGUACAACAAUGAAACACGAAACAUUACGAGUGCAUAAUCAUAUUUCGGCAAGGAGUGUUGAUGGUUAUAAAAUUGCUCUAAAGGCAGUGAAUUGAUUUUGUGAAUAAACAUCUGUGAAGUGAUCAAUCGGUGGAAGUGAUUGAGGAUCUUUCCAUGGAUAAUAAUUGUUGGUAAUUUUGAAAAAUAAAAUUAGGAUUUCUUAA
Molecule: messenger RNA, 1729 nt
Organism: Diachasma alloeum
Lineage: Eukaryota; Metazoa; Arthropoda; Insecta; Hymenoptera; Braconidae
Product: cytochrome P450 4C1
Exons: 11
Coding region: 623-1621 (332 amino acids)
Molecular function (GO): iron ion binding; heme binding; oxidoreductase activity, acting on paired donors, with incorporation or reduction of molecular oxygen
Source: RefSeq, a predicted model, not a curated record